This is a messenger RNA of Dictyostelium discoideum AX4, 2184 nucleotides long. RefSeq lists its product as hypothetical. The record is from RefSeq and is a predicted model, not a curated record. The transcript is spliced from 4 exons. Bases 1 to 2184 code for a protein of 727 amino acids. Gene Ontology annotation, molecular function: RNA binding; nucleic acid binding. Lineage: Eukaryota; Evosea; Eumycetozoa; Dictyosteliales; Dictyosteliaceae.
AUGACAACAAAUGAUUUGGAUGUUGAUGCGUUAUUAGAAGAGUCUAUUAAUAGAGAAAUGUCAAAUAGAGAUAGAGAAAUAAAUGAAAAGAAAAGAAGUGAACCAGAUGAUUCUCAAGAUUUAGAUUUACUACGCUCAAAUGAUGAGAAAAGAAGGAGAAGUAGUAGUGAAAGAGAUUAUAGAGAUAGUAGAGAUUAUAGAGAUAGUAGAGACUAUAGAGAUAGUAGGGAUUAUAGAGACAGUAGGGAUUAUAGAGACAGAGAUAGAGAUAGAGAUUAUGGUGGUGGUGGUAGUGGAAGAGAUAGAGACCGUGAUAGAUAUGAUAGAUAUGAUAGAGACCGUGAUAGAUAUGAUAGAGAUUAUGGUGGUGGUGGUAGAAGUAGUGAUAGAUACGAUAGAGAAUAUGGUGGUGGUAGUGGUAGAAGAGAUAGUGGUAGGGAUUAUAGGGACAAUAGAGAUAGUAGUAGCAGAGACAGUAGAGACAGUAGAGAUAGCAGAGAUCGUAGUGAUAGGGAUCGUAGAUAUAGUUCAGAGAGUAGUAGUAGUAGGGAUAGACACAGUGAAAGCAAUGGAAAUAUCAAUGGUAGCAGUGGUGGUUCCAAUAGGGACAGCAAAGAAAAGCAAAAAGAUUUACAAAAUUCACCAACUACUUCAACCUCUUCUACUUCUUCAAGUAAUACUACAACAAACAAAGAAUCAUCAUCAUCAUCGAUUUCGACAUCUACACCACCAACAUCAUCAUCGACAACAUCAUCAUCAUCAACAUUACCAGAACCAGAUGAAGAAAGUGAUCAAAGAACAGUUUUUGUAUCGAAAUUAUCACAAAAUAUUGUUGAAAAGGAUUUAAGUGAUUUAUUUUCACAAGCAGGUACAGUAUUGAAUGUAAGAUUGAUAACGGAUAAAGUUACCAAGAGAAUGAAGGGUGUUGGAUAUGUUGAAUUCUCACAAAAGGAAAUGGUAGAUAAAGCCAUAGCUCUUAGUGGUAGUGUAUUGGAUGGUCAACAGAUUUUGGUUCACUCAAUUCAACCAGAGAAAAAGGUUAUAAAGAGUAAUAGUACAGGUAGUUCUGGUGGUGAGAGUAGAAUUUACGUGGGUUACAUUCAUCUCAGUGUUGCAGAGGAACAAAUCAGAGUGAUCUUUCAACCCUAUGGUGAUAUUGAUUUCAUUAAUAUUCACACCAAACCUGGUAUUUCAAAAUAUGCAUUUAUCCAAUUCAAAACUCAAGAGUCUGCAAAGAGAGCCAUCACCGAAUUGAAUGGUUAUGAACUUAUGGGAAAGAAUUUAAAAUUAAAUAUGGUUAGUCAAGAAAAGAACUCUAAUGGCACUUAUAUUCAAAUUCCACAAAUUAAUAAUAUCAUUCAUCAUAAUUAUGCACCAAAUCAACUUUAUAAUGCACAAGCCGCUGCUCAUAUUCAUCAACAACAGCAACAACAACAACAACACUAUAGUUCAUUCAUACAACAACAACAACAACAACAACAAAUGAUGAUGAUGCAACAACAACAACAUCACCAUCAUCAUCAUCAGCAGCAACAACAACAAUUUAAUUCACAACUUCAACAACAACAUCAAUUCCAAGCACAAAUUCAAGCACAUUUACAAGGUACAAACCCUAAUAACAAUAGUAAUCAACAUACUUUUAAGGAAAAUAAUGCUUUAUCUUCUUUAGAUGAAGAUGACGGUGGUAUACCUUUAACGGCACAUGGUAGAGCCUUGUUAACUGCAAAAUUACAAGGAAAAACUCUUACACCUCCUUCUAAUAAUUUAAAUAAUAAUAUUAAUAAUAAUAAUAAUAAUAUUAAUAAUUUAAAUAAUAGUACUCAUACAGUUAUUAAUCCAAGUUUAGCUUCAACUGGUAUCAUUACUCCUUAUACUCAACUUCCACAUUUCGCUUUUGUUUCAACUUGUUUAAUUUUAAGAAAUAUGUUCGACCCUGAAACUGAAACUGAAGAAAAUUGGGACCAAGAUAUUCUAUCAGAAACUCAUGCAGAAUGCUCAACUUUCGGUAAAAUAAUGCACAUUUAUUUAGAUAAAAAUACAAAGGGAUGUAUUUAUAUUAGAUAUGAUAAUAAUGAGUCACCAUUGAAGGCAAUUCAAAAACUUCAUGGUAGAUGGUUUUCAAAAAAACAAAUUAUUGCUGAACUCGUUCCAGAGCCAGUAUAUAAAUUACAAUUCCCAUUUUAA